GCGACUGCUACAGGGCCCAUGGACCCAGUCGCUAGCGGACACCAUGAGAUUUCAGUAGCAGUGACAUCCCACAUCCAACAAGUGUCCAGUGCUACACCACACAGUAUCUGAUCACUGCCACGUGUACGUAGAUACGUCGUGGAUCCCUCCACUUAUGCCGCCCUGGUUCCUGUGAACAUGUGCGGUGGUACUGUGUUAAAACCGACCGCGCCCUUUGACCGCCAUUAUGGCCCACAAUGAAGAGGAAGUAGCAGCUGUUUUCCCUCAUCAGGAAGCCAUGUCUGGAAAUGCCAGUGCCCCGAACGGGGAUGACACUGACCUUCAAGAGCAGGUUUCCCCUGUGACGCUUAGCGCCGAUUGGAGCCGAGUGGCACGUCUGCUUCUGAUCGCUAGCCUGGCCGUGAUCGGCAGUGUCGGCAAUAUUUUUAUGAUCAGUUCAGUAAUGAUCGAGGACCAUCUUAAGAAACGAGGAAAUGCAUUCAUUGUAAAUGUGGCACUGGCAGAUCUGCUCAUCACAGGAUUAGUGUUCCCAGCAUCUACAGUAGUGCUGCUUGCUGGCUUGAAGGACACUCCUGGUGUAUGCAACUUCCAGUGGUUCCUGGCUAUCUUGUGCUGCCUCGUUACACUCAUGACAUUGGCUGCUACAGCUGCUGAAAAUUAUGCACGUCUCUGCCUGUCACAGGAUUGCUAUGCAAUGCUCACUUCCACAAGAAUCACAGUUGCUGUUCUCUCAAUCUGGCUGCUCAGCGGGUUAACUGUCACCUUACAAUUUGUGUACAAUGUAGGACCUGGUUAUUGCAUCCGGCGUCGACUCACAGGAGAUGUUUUACCUUACUAUGUCAUUGUGGGUGCCUUCUUUGUGUUCCUGCCUGCUUCCCUUACAUUUGCUUGCUACCUUCGCAUUACUCUCCGCAUCCGAGUGGCCAAGUCACGGCCCAGCUUCAAACCGCCCAUGUCAUUUAGUUGGGACUAUGCUCUCAUGAAGACAAACCUCUACAGCUUUAUGCUGUUUGUGGUAUUUUGGCUCCCAUUUGGCAUUACAUUAAGUGUAGGAUCUGUGCAUACCAUUCCAAGCAGACUGUUCUACAACUUGGCAUGGUUUGCACUCAGUAAGUCCUGUAUCAACAAUUUUUUGUACUGUCUAACUAACCGUCACUUCCGAAAUGCAUAUGUUAAUUUGUUCCAUUACUGUUGUUGCAAGACAACAGUGUCCUUUUCAAGACGUCCCCGAGGAGCUUCAGAAGUUUCAGGGCCUGCAACGAGACCGACAGGAGAUGUACGUGUGCACAUCAUCCCUGGUUAUAACAUGUACUCCUACACAAGUCCCCAGCGUGCACGUGAGGUGUGCAAAACAGCCACUCUCAAGCGUUCUGUAGGUUCCUGUCGGCCGAGUACUAGCCGUCCAAACGGCCGUGAUGUGUAUGAGUUGUGAUGAGCCAGUUGGUGUACUAUAAAUCAGUAUGAAGGAUAUGUCAGCUAGGUUUGGACAUCCCCAGAUACAAUGCACUCAGAUGUCUGCUGUAUUUUAUGGAUAUAAAAACAGCCGAAGCAGUUAGUUAAUAUCAGAAAACCAACCCAACAUUAUUUAUAAAUAUUUAUUAAAAUGUGAUUAACACAAUACAGCAUUGAUCUAAACUAGGUUAUUCAGAACCUAACAAUUAGAAACAAUUAGGCCUUUGUCUAUAUUCUCUGAGCUUUACAAACAGAAGAUGAGUCCUCACUAUAU
Messenger RNA from Zootermopsis nevadensis, 1726 nucleotides. Its product is annotated as melatonin receptor type 1A. Gene Ontology annotation, cellular component: membrane. Gene Ontology annotation, molecular function: G protein-coupled receptor activity. Lineage: Eukaryota; Metazoa; Arthropoda; Insecta; Blattodea; Termopsidae. The record is from RefSeq and is a predicted model, not a curated record. Gene Ontology annotation, biological process: G protein-coupled receptor signaling pathway.